Messenger RNA from Rhinolophus ferrumequinum (greater horseshoe bat), 2646 nucleotides. It is a transcript of the gene DKK3, whose product is annotated as dickkopf WNT signaling pathway inhibitor 3. Lineage: Eukaryota; Metazoa; Chordata; Mammalia; Chiroptera; Rhinolophidae. Bases 191 to 1234 code for a protein of 347 amino acids. Gene Ontology annotation, cellular component: extracellular region. Gene Ontology annotation, molecular function: receptor antagonist activity; co-receptor binding. The transcript is spliced from 8 exons. The record is from RefSeq and is a predicted model, not a curated record. Gene Ontology annotation, biological process: negative regulation of canonical Wnt signaling pathway; multicellular organism development.
CGGGCAGGCGGGCGGAGCGCGCUGCGGGCUCGCUCGGGUACCAGCGCUGCCGCAUCCCAGCCGCGCUCCCGCAGCCGCUGCCAGCCCACCGCGCAGCUCCCGCCCCUGCAGCCGCUCGGCGGCCUCCCGGCUAGGCCUGGCCGGUCCAGUCGGGCAGUGGCAGUGCAGCGACACUGGGCGCAGAGCGGAGAUGCGGCGCUUCGGGAGCACCCUGCUGUGCCUGCUGCUGGCGGCGGCGGUCCCCACGGCCCCCGCGCCGGCUCCGACAGCGACUUCGGCUCCCGUCGAGCCCGGCCCAGCUCUCAGCUACCCGCAGGAGGAGGCCACCCUCAACGAGAUGUUCCGCGAAGUGGAGGAACUGAUGGAGGACACGCAGCACAAAUUGCGCAGCGCGGUGGAGGAGAUGGAGGCAGAAGAAGCUGCUGGUAAAACAUCAGAGGUGAACCUGGCAAACUUACCUCCCAGCUAUCACAAUGAAACCAACACGGAAACGAAGGUUGGAAAUAAUACCAUCCACGUGCAUCGAGAAAUUCACAAGAUCACCAACAACCAGACUGGACAAACGGUCUUUUCAGAGACAGUGAUCACGUCUGUGGGAGAGGAAGACAAAAGGAGCCACGAGUGCAUCAUUGAUGAGGACUGCGGGCCCCGAAGUUAUUGCCAGUUUUCCAGCUUCCAGUACCUCUGCCAGCCAUGCCGGGACCACCAGAUGAUCUGCACCCGGAACACUGAGUGCUGUGGAGACCAGCUGUGUGUCUGGGGUCACUGCACCGAAACAGCCACCAAAGGCAGCAAUGGGACCAUCUGCGACAACCAGAGGGACUGCCAGCCUGGGCUGUGCUGUGCCUUCCAGAGAGGUCUCUUGUUCCCGGUGUGCACACCCCUGCCUGUGGAGGAUGAGCUCUGCCAUGACCCCGCCAGCCGGCUUCUGGAUCUCAUCACCUGGGAACUGGAGCCUGAUGGAGCUUUGGACCGAUGCCCAUGUGCUAGUGGCCUCCUCUGCCAGCCUCACAGCCACAGCCUGGUGUAUGUGUGCAAGCCAACCUUUGUCGGGAGCCACGACAAAGACGGAGAGACCCUGGCACCCCGAGAGGUCCCCGAUGAGUACGGAGAUGGUGGCUUCAUUGAAGAAGUGCGCCAGGAGCUGGAGAACCUGGAGAGGAGCCUGUCAGUGGAAAUGGCUUUUGGGGAGCCCGAUGCUACCUCUGAGCUGCUGGAGGCUGAAGAGAUUUAGACCCAGGCCUGUUCUGCGGGUAGACGUGCAAUAGAAGUAGCUAAUUUAUUUCCCCAGCUGUGUCCUCUAGGUGUCGGCUCACCAGGCUUUUUUCCAUGGCCUCUUCCCAGAACAUAUUCCCUCUGGCUUGAAACAAAAUGAGGUGCUGCCCACUUGUCUAGCCGCCCCCAGACUGUAUACCAUGCAUCACAGUUCUGGUGCUGGGGAAAGGUGGGGUGUGGGGGGUUAAAGCAAAACAGGGCUGUUAAACAGGUCCAAAUUAUUGGGCGCUUUGCCUCUGCUGGUUGGCAGAUGGCUCAUUUCAUUUUGUUCUAUGUUGCCUCGAGAAUUGUUGGAGGGGAGGAGAUGGAAAAGGAUGCAGAAUUUUCUCAUGAUGGGUUUUGGGGAAAUGUUGACUCUUACAUACGUGAAGAAGAGGGCCCUGUUUUGCGAACAUAAACCUGGCAAAGAUGCAACAAACGAAGUUUUCAUGCACUUCUUCGCACGGGCAUAGGUAAGCUGUGCCUUCAGCCGCUGCAGGUGGAACGUUCUGCUGCCUCUGAGUUACAUACAUCCAGCCUUUCCGCAGUGUUACUUGGCCCCUACCUUUGUGCCAGGGAAACAGUUGCAUACGUAUCCAUGAUCGAGUCAUGCUCUCACCACAACCUGGUGAAGGGGGCACUGUUCUCCCUGUCUGUCAGGAUCUUGGAGGCUCAAAGAUGUCCAGCUCCUUGCCCAAGUCACACAGCUAGUGAAGACCAGAGCAGGAUUUCACUCAGGUGUGACUCCAAGCCCCGUGCUCUCCCCAAUCCUCCCCACCAGCCGCGGUGCCACCAAAAGUACCCCAUUCAAAGAGGAAGAAUGAGAUGUUUUCUUUUUUUGAGGCACAUCGGGAAUUCAGGUCAAACUAGUUCACAUAUCACUCUAAGAGUCAACUUCUACUCUUAGAAAUAGUCGUGUUCUUCCUAGUGUGGGGGCAGCCAUCAUUCUAGUGGAGACAGAUCAUACUGAGAGCAUGCGCCAUGGCGGUGAGUUACAGCAGUAACUUUGAAGGGACAUGAUUGGAGCAUAUCAUCUAAGUUAACUUGCCAGAAACAGUACUUACUUAGGUCAUUGGAGGGCCAGGAGUCUAAGUGAAAUUUACAAAAUCACUUACCAGCAACUGUAGACUAUUAUCAACCACGUGGAGAAAAUCCAACUGAGCUAAGGCUCUAUGAAAUAUGGUUGUAAUAUCCAAACUGAGAGCACUGAACUGUAUGCUGUCCCACAAAUGAUAUUUUCAGGUGCCAUGGACUGUUUCCAUCAUGUAUUCAUCCAGAGUUAUUAAAUUUUAAAGUUGCACACGAUUGUAUAAGCAUGCUUUCUUUAAGUUUUAAAUUAUGUAUAAACACAUAUGUUGCAGUUAGAAAUUAAGCAUAAAUCACUUAAACUAC